AUGCACAUCACCGAGCACUCCUUGAGCUGUCAGUCGCUUUGUAGGAUCUGGUUCAAGCAUCCGUCGAACAAGGUCCUUUGCAUUAUCAGAAACCAGGGGCCAAGGAUCCCUAUUGAAGUCUAUAGCACAGCGGAUGAUUGCUUGGGCGAUACCUUGCUCCGUUUCUGCAGUAAAAAAAUUCAAAAUAAAAUUUAUCAAUUAGCAAAUAAAUUUGUCAAACGAAAAUGGAUAUUAGCCAGGGAGGAUCCCCCAUUUUAUAAUCUCCAAUUUAGAAACUGACCGGCCCAAAAUGGCGGAACUCCACAGAGCAAAAUGUAAAGGAUCACUCCCGCACUCCAGACAUCUACUUCAGGCCCGUAGUUUCGUUUCAGAACCUCCGGGGCCAUGUAGUAGGGGCUCCCCACAAUUUCAGAAAACCUCUCUCCUGUUUGUUGCAGAAAACGAGGUUAUAACAAAUAAAAUAUGAAAAAAACCGGAUAUUCACAGGAACACGGAAUUGGUCAAUAUAAACUGGUACCCAGCUUCUGGGUUACCAGUUAUGGCAAAAACAACUCGAUAGAUUGGUGUGGAGAGGGAGGGUGGGGUCCCUGGAUUCAAACCUGGUCUGAAGAAGACAGACAGCCCAAAAUCUAUGGCUUUGAGUGGAGAGUUCUCCUUCUUGUUUGCAAACAGAAAAUUUUCUGGCUUGAGGUCCCGAUGAAUCACUCCAUGCUUGUGGCAGUUCUGUAAGAGCGUAGAAGAAGUGGGUGGUCACUCACCGCCAUCAUCAACCUCAUUUGAUCAAAUCUGGUUUGCCACAAAUGGUGACAAAAAAGAAUCUAACUUGUGACGAUAUGCCACCACGCAUCUCAGUCAAAGCAUAACGAUUUCCGAAUCAAGGAAAAAUAUUAAAAUGGGUAGAUAGUAGACCAUUAAAAUGCCUCUACAUUUGCGCAAAAAGGAUGUAGACUUAACCAACUAAAGGCAAGAACCUUGUACUUAAUUAUAAUAUAAAGUAAACAGAAAAUAAGUCUAGCAAUAAAAAAUAAUUAGCGCACAAUAGUAGAAGAUGGCCCUAGAAAUCAUGCAAAUGGAAGCAAAAAAUUAGCAUGCAAUUAGAUGAAGGUGGGAGGACUUUGAGCUUAUUGAGCAAAUAGGCAUUAAAAGAAUAAAUAGAUGCACAUGAACAAACAAUCCAAUUUCCAAAAAAGAUAGCCCAUUUCUUCCCAUCAGCAGCGAGAGAGGGAGAGAGAGAGAAAGAUACUGAGCGAUGUAGAGGGAGAGAGGAGGAAAUUAUAGCCAAGUUUGACCAGCAUGCACAGAACAGACUCUCAAGCUCAAAGAAGGUCGUAAAACGGGUAAAGGAAAGAUGAAGUUGUGGGGGGUUGAGAAAAGGGGAACAUACCUGCACAACCUCAAUGAUGGUCUUCGUAAUGGCGGCGGCGGCCCUCUCCGUGUAGUGCCCCCUCGCAACGAUGCGAUCGAAGAGCUCCCCUCCCUCGCAGAGCUCCAUAACCAGGUGGACAUCCCCUUCAUCUUCGUAGGUAUCCUUGAGCUUCACUAUAUUGGGGUGGCCCGGCAGAUGCCUCAUGAUCUCCACCUCCCUCCUCACAUCCUCAAUAUCAACGGCGGUCCGAAGCUUCUUCUUCGAGAUCGACUUGCAGGCGAAGACCUCCCCGGUGGACUUGUCAGUGCAAAGGUAGGUAAUUCCGAACUCCCCUCGGCCGAGCUCCGCCCCGAGCACGUAAUGGCUGGUGAUGUCCUUCGCCGUGGGCUCCACCAGCACGGCGAGCUUGCUGCCAUAGGAAGGGCCCCUGUUAUAGUCCAGAGCAUAGGGGUUGGGCUUCGUCUCCUUCUUCUGCUUCGGUCCCCCCUCCUCAGAACGGCUGGCGGGGGCCCAACAGCAGUUCCCCAUGGAGGCCAAAGUCAGGAUCUGAUCUCUCUCAGAUGCCCUCCCGCCACCGAAAACCCAGAAGGAAAUCGACCAGAAAAAAGCUGGGCAAGACUCAAAUUCCCCUUCGAAGAGCUAGGAAAGGGGGAAAACCCGGGCCGCUGCCGAGGGAAACCAGAGACCCGCCGAAGAGAUGGCUAA
Spirodela intermedia is the source of this 2071-nucleotide messenger RNA. Lineage: Eukaryota; Viridiplantae; Streptophyta; Magnoliopsida; Alismatales; Araceae. The record is from the annotation of a GenBank genome assembly.